Lytechinus variegatus (green sea urchin) is the source of this 799-nucleotide messenger RNA. RefSeq lists its product as uncharacterized. Bases 57 to 626 code for a protein of 189 amino acids. NCBI's taxonomy places the organism in Eukaryota, Metazoa, Echinodermata, Echinoidea, Temnopleuroida, Toxopneustidae. The record is from RefSeq and is a predicted model, not a curated record. The transcript is spliced from 2 exons.
AACUAGACUACUUUGAUUUUAAUACUUGUGCUAUAAUUUCUUUAUUCAACGUGUUCAUGUUUGAAAAUUAUUAUAAUCUCUCUUUGUACACAGUUACCGAGGAUGAUACCGAUGGCCUUCGAAAGAAUGCUUUGACGACAGAGGCCCUCAAAAUGUUCCACUCUACAAAUAUCAGUGAUGCUUACAGCGACACAACUUCCGAAUGGAGUUUGGAAGACGGCUUACACAGUACCUUGUACCAUCCGGUAAUCACCUUAAAGCAAUUCGAAGGCCAAGACGACAACGUCGAUGACUCUUAUCGAUCUGCUCAUGUCUCCAUUGAAGGUGAUGGCGAAUCGUUCCUAUCGGAUUCUACAUCUAGUCUGCUAAGGUUUAUGGAUCAAAUGGAUAAUGACAGCCUUUCCAGCAUCGCCAGCGAUGAUGAAUACGAUGUCGACACGUUCACAACUGUUAGUGAUCUGACAGACUUUGAUGAUGAUCUCUUGGAUGACGACAACAGUGACGUCGUGCUUGAAAUGUCUAUGCCAGAAGUCGAUUUUGGGCUGCCAGACGAUGCUUUAUCCAUUGCAACUACCUUUCUCAAUGGAAUAAUGGCUGAGGUCGCUUCCGAACUAAACUCGAAAUAGUCGACUUCCAAAAUAUUCAAUCACUUUCUUGUAAAUAAAGCUAUCUAGUUAUUCUAUAGAUUUUCUGCUCUCAUCUCUAUGUUAUUGCUGUUAAGAGGUGUGAAUCAUAGCAAGUGAAAGUGCUAGGCGUGAGAAGUGUUGAAUGUUCUAAUCAAUGACUCCAGAAAAAUUAU